Loa loa (African eye worm) is the source of this 1212-nucleotide messenger RNA. RefSeq lists its product as hypothetical. Bases 1 to 1212 code for a protein of 403 amino acids. The transcript has 4 exons. Gene Ontology annotation, molecular function: DNA-directed DNA polymerase activity. The record is from RefSeq and is a predicted model, not a curated record. Lineage: Eukaryota; Metazoa; Nematoda; Chromadorea; Rhabditida; Onchocercidae. Gene Ontology annotation, biological process: double-strand break repair; DNA-templated DNA replication.
AUGGUUGUGUCGUUUUGUGAAAAACUUGGUUGGACAUAUUUACGAAGUGUACUGGAUGGUUUUUCCGAGCGACUGACAUUUGGCGUUCGUAAAGAUUUGACGGAAUUGGUUCAAAUUGAAGGGAUUGAUGGUGCACGAGCUCGAGCAUUUCACAAUGCUAAUAUUACAACAGUUCCAGCUUUAGCUGUCACUUCAAUUGAUGAUAUUACGAGAAUUUUACGAUCUGUAGUUCCUUAUGUCAGGCGUGGCAACAACAAAGGAUUGAAUCGUUGGCUCGCAGGGGAAGGUUUAAUGACGGAUGUUGAAGCAGCUCAAAUAUUAAUUCAACGUUCUCGUCUACAUCUUUCCUCUUCGCUCAGGGCUAUUGGUAUAUUCUCGGAUGCCAAAAUUGAUUCUCUAUUUUCUACAGUGACAUCAAUUUGUGAAACUAAUCAUGAUAGCUUGGAUGCCACAACCAAUAAACGUGGUGAUAAUAGUAUGGAUCCUGAUUCUAUCCUCUCAGAUCUUGAAUUUACUUCGCAUGAUUUCUUCACGCGUGAAGUUUUUCCGAACACAAAUAUUUCUAAAAAUUCGGAAGAACAAAGUACAGCAAGCACUCAAAGUUUAACCCAAAAAUCAGAAGUAAUUGAAAAACGACCACCGAAAAUGAAAUUUCUAGAAUGUGAUAACUUAGACGAGGUCAAACAAGAUGUUUUGCAUAAUUAUUCAGCAAUUAAUAAAGAGAAUUUGGACAUUUCGAAUAGAUUGGAUACGAAUAAUGUUGAACAAUUAUGUAUGGAUUUAUCCCAUACUUCAAUGUCAGAUGAAACAUUGCUACGUUUUGGUUGUAGUCAAUAUUCCAGUAAAAUUGAACAAGUUACUCAAGCACUAGAUGCCAUUAAUGUUCUAGCUAAUAACGAGAGAUUUGAUAAAAUUAAGUCAGAGAAGGAGCAAGAUGAACUUAUUGAUUUGAAAAUAUUUGAAUCGUUGGAUAUUUUUAAUUUGGUCAACAAUGAAACCGAAAUGAUUGCAAAAACGAUAGCAACAUCAACAGCUGCUUCUCUUGGAAUGCAAAAUGAUAAUGUACAAAAGGAUGAGGAGAAAUAUUUUUCGAACACUAAAUUGAAAAAAUCAUCCAUAAAUCAAUUUAGCGAACUAUCAGCAAUGACAGAAUGUUCUAUGUCACAACAGAUACCUCUUGAAAGGAUUAAAGAAGAAAAGAAAUUGUUGUAA